GACUGCACGAGCUCUGGCGAGGAGCUCACCAGGGAACGUAGGCUGAGCACCGGUGCUACGAGGAGCGGCAGCGGUGCUGGACGUUACUUAUCUGAGGGAACAUCGUGUUCGGAUCUCUCUCCUCGGAGGGUUCGUUCAGUCUGUAGGGGGAAAGGGGAAAUCUUAACAGAGAGCUCCGGGAGAGUAUACGGUGACCAGCUGUGGACAGGAGCGGGCAAGGAUGCAGCUCCAGUCCGGCUCUGUGCGCCGCGCUGUCCGCCUCCGCCGCUGGUGAUGCGCGCCGCGCGGGAUCACCGCCCAGCAGCAGCAGCAGCAGCGACAGCGGCAGGAGGAGCACGAAGAGGAGGGGAGGCACGAGGAGCAGAGGGAGGGGGUCAGGACAGCAGGGCGUCGAGGGGCCGGUGAUGAUGACGGUAAGGUCGGGAUCAUGGCUAACGGAACCGGUACGAUCAUGUUAAAAUGCGUCGUGGUGGGAGACGGAGCGGUGGGAAAAACGUGUCUGCUCAUGAGCUACGCCAACGACGCGUUUCCGGAGGAGUACGUCCCCACUGUGUUCGACCAUUAUGCAGUGAGCGUCAGUGUCGGGGGGAAGCAGUACUUGCUGGGACUGUAUGACACAGCCGGUCAGGAGGACUACGACCGCCUCAGGCCACUCUCCUACCCCAUGACCGAUGUCUUCCUCAUCUGCUUCUCGGUGGUAAACCCCGCCAGUUUCCAGAACGUGCGUGAGGAAUGGGUGCCUGAGCUGCAGGAAUAUGCACCCAGUGUCCCUUACCUACUCAUCGGCACCCAGAUUGACCUUCGUGACGACCCGAAGACCAUUGCCAAACUGAACGACAUGAAGGAGAAACCCAUUGCCACUGAGCAGGGACAGAAGCUCGCUAAAGAGAUUGGUGCAUGUUGCUAUGUUGAAUGUUCAGCUCUGACCCAGAAGGGCCUGAAGACGGUGUUCGACGAGGCCAUCAUCGCCAUCCUGGCUCCAAAGAAAAAGAAAGGAGCCCUGAAGAGAAGACUGGGACCUCGCUGCAUCAACUGCUGUCUGAUCACGUGAUACAAAAACCCCAGAGCUCGUUCAAACCAAACCUGGACUGAAGAGAAAAAAAAAAUGCACAAAAGAGAGGACUGAAAAGGACAAAACAAGAGCCACUUUAACGCUGCAGCGCUCUUAAAGACCGUGACUCUCUCUCCUGCUGGGGGCGAGGAUGCAGUUUACUACCAAAGGAGCACAAAACCCAGUCAGUCUGUUCUUCAAAAAGACUUUCUGCCUCCAAAGUACCUUCUUUUAUAACCAUUUUUAUUCAUUUUCUGUGCAGAGUUGUUGUAAGCUGUCAUACAAAAAAAGACUUCAUUUUAAGAGAAAUGUGACAUUUAAAAGAGAUCUUAUUGAUUUUUUUCUUCAUGUUAUCAGAACAAAUGUUCAAAUCAGAAGCCUGAUAAAUAAUGAGAGGCAGACGUCAGACACACUGUGACAGAAAACAUCUUUGGAAGUGAGGGCACAGUUUUUCAUUUGAGACCCAAAAAGUCUGUCUUUGAUUAUUUUUCAGUCUGAUCUGCAGAUUAGUCCACACAGGUGCUCUGCUUUGUGUGGAAAAACAAAAAUGCUGUUCAGUUUAACACAUCUUGGACCUAAGACUGUAUUAUUUUGACAUUUAAGAGUCUUGUUUCUGCCUUAUAAUACCAUUUUUACAGUGUGGCAUGCCAGAAACAUACUGUAAGCUCAAGCCGGGCUGAGGUCUCCAACAGGCGCUAAAGAGUUUAUCAUCCAUCUCUAAAUAGAUAUAUUAUACAGAGUUUAUGAUUCUAUAUCUCUAAAAUAGAGAUGUUUUAUUCAACAGGUAUUUUUUGUCAACUUAUAGCUUUUUUUCUUUAGAUUAUGUUAUCUUGCAAUAAUGAUUUAUCCUUUUAUCACCUUUAAGAAGGUUUAGAAGAGAGAAGAUUUAUAUCAAACAUCCAAAGAAUCAAAUGCAAAGUUUUCUUUAAGAUCUGGUGUCUACAGCUGUGUUCAGACCAACGGGAAGCAGAUUUCCAUUGAGCAUUUAUCAUACAUUUUAAACUGGAGGAUCAUUUGGACUUAUUUUAAAUGUCCUUAAGUCCCUGUAAAGUGAAAUCCAAAAUUCAUGUCUUAACACUUUAGAUAUAUUGGAAUAAGGUUGCUGUAAACAUGUGAAAACACUGAGAUCUAUAUGUGACUGAAUUUUUGAUCCAGACCAUUAGAAAGUUGUUCACCUCAUUCCUGACUAGGUUUAUUUGACCAGGGCAAAUAUGGGAGGCUACGAAGUCAGCCAUUCUUAUGGGGAAUUACUUCGCUGCCCCAAUGCUAAAACAAUCUAAAAUCAUUGAGCAGUUCAACUGCCUUAUUGAAAGUGAACAGCCAGCUACAUGCUGUUUUUUUUGUUUACUGUGAGGUAAAUUUCCCAAAUCUAUCAGCCACAUUGGCCUACAAAUCGUUAAAAGUACCAUAACAAAGAGAUUUGUGCCAGAAAACAGUAUAUUUUAUCCACAGUUUUUGUCUCUCUGCUCUUGCAAAGAGCCAAAUUGCUGCGCUCUGGCUAGAGUUCACCGUAAAGUCAGGGGGAAGGCUAAUUGCUGGAGUGCAUGCAGGAACAAAUAUCAUACCUACUGAAGAUGUGUUUAAAUCCCUUUUACUUGUUUUCAGUCGUGGAUAAAUAAAAGAAGCAUGUUGUGGCUGUCUGUCUCCAAGCAGCCUUGGUUCGAUCCCUCCUGUCUGUUGGCAUUGUGAUGCUAAAGUUUAGUAAAGUAUCGGUCUGAUCCUUUCACAAUAAAAGCCUCCACUGCUAA
This is a messenger RNA of Cheilinus undulatus (humphead wrasse), 2799 nucleotides long. RefSeq names its product rho-related GTP-binding protein RhoQ. The coding region runs from base 428 to 1051 and encodes 207 amino acids. Lineage: Eukaryota; Metazoa; Chordata; Actinopteri; Labriformes; Labridae. The record is from RefSeq and is a predicted model, not a curated record. Gene Ontology annotation, molecular function: GTP binding; GTPase activity. The transcript has 5 exons. Gene Ontology annotation, biological process: cortical actin cytoskeleton organization; small GTPase-mediated signal transduction.